Prorocentrum cordatum is the source of this 1816-nucleotide messenger RNA. The record is from the annotation of a GenBank genome assembly. Lineage: Eukaryota; Dinophyceae; Prorocentrales; Prorocentraceae.
AUGAUUUGCACCCCCCCUCUUGGACACCCCCUCUUGGCCGCUCCCGAGGUAGGGUUGACACGUGGUUCCAUCAGGUUGAAGUUGGCGCCCCGACAGCUGCCCCAGAGGCGGCAUCGAAGCGGGGGGUUGCGGGGGCGGCCCCGUCGAAUCGAAUCACCGUGUUGGGAUGGGCGCUUCUCGUGCCAUCGGCGGUAGCCCGACUGCCCCCGUCGCAACUGCGGUGCCACAGCGCCAGCGGAGGCAGUCUAUCUGUGGGAAAAGAGGGGAUAGAGCAUUCGUUCCCGGCGGAUAGCCCAGGGUCCAGAGAUUGUUGCUGCUUCGCGUCAUGAUAUGGUCAGGAUGGCUCGAGUUUGGCUUUGUGUAUACGUGCAUGCAUGUGUGUGGGUCCCGAUUCUAAAUCUACACCCGCGCCUGCCCCCUUGCAAAGAUCAUGCUAUGCGUGACAUGCCGCGUGUACAGUGCACGGCCGGCGCGAGGUGCCGAGCUUCGCGGGCCCCGCCGCGCGUGGCGCGACGCGCGUGCUAUGCUGUGCGAAAGCGGCGGUGCCAAGAGUGCAACGGCGGGAGUGCCGUGCCUUCCAUUGCGGGCCAUGUCGCGCGUGGGGCCACACCGUUUUUGCAUGGUGGCCCAUGCUGAUCAGGACUGCUUUGCCGUGGGUGUUGUGUCUUGCCUGCCGUGCCUUACGUGAUUGCUCCGUGUGUGCCGUGCUGUGCGCGCCACGCCGCGCGUGUUGUGCCGUGUGGGCCGUGCCAACACUGCUCUGCAUGCGUGCCGCGCAGUGUUGUGCCGUGCUGCUCGUGUUGUGCCAUGUUUUGUCUGCCGUGCCUUGCUGAUUUUUGCGAUAUUCUGUUCAGGAUCUCCUGGCACCAGGGUGCAUUUUUGUGUCACCAGUAGGACCGAAUGAAAGCAACUGCUGUGCAGGCGGCCGACGAGUUGUAGCUCGCAGACAGGAAAUCGAUACACAGAUGCUAUGGCGUUUUUGGGUGAGCCGCGCCUUCGGCUGUCAGGCGGGCAGUCUGCGUACCGUCGCCCCCACAGGUAGGAGGCGCGGGAUAUCGUCAUGCGAGACGCCAGCGCAGCCCAUACACGGAUUCCGCGCUCGGUUCUGUGGCCCGAGUGGUCCGAUCGGCUGCCUGUGAUUUGGCUGACGCCCCAAGAGCCAGCUCGACAGUCGCGCGGGCGCGACGUCCUACCACCAGCGUCGCAGACCAUUGUGUCUCCUGUGCCGCCCGGGUUGGCAACCGAGCACAGUGGCCUGCCUGUCGGUCCGACUGCCCGACAGCCGCCCAGGAGAUGACGCACGACCUCGAGAUGAACUUCAACAAGAUUGCACCUUUCGGCAAGGAAGACACCGCGAAGGAGCUCCAGGACCACGCAGCCAAGACGCAGGACACGCUUGUGGACGCCGUGGAGAACGCCGAGGUCGCAGAGAUCAAGCGGGCGGUGUUCAGGGCCUUGACCCGGCUGCGCGCGGCGACCAUCAAGGAGUUCGACACCAUUGCCCGCUUGGAGACGCAGGCCAUCGACGCGUACAACGACGCGCACCACUACCGCGCCGAGAAUCCCCUCGCGCACCUGCAUGAGGACGAGGCCCCGGUGGAGACGGACAAGCUCAAGUCAUUCCAUUGAGUUCCUGUGUGCGCCGCCCUGUCUUUUUCCCUGCGUCUGCCUGCGCAGGCCAGGUCUGCUCCGGCUGCUCCCUGCUUCAAUGAUGUUGCCAGCGCGUGGUGCUCGUUUAUUCCUCCGGACGCGUCACUUCGCAUUAGACCGCAACCUGCGCCACUCAGGGGGACAGAUGCAGAAAAUGUGUGCGUCA